AUGUCGUUCUUCAAGGUGGAGAGCAUUAUCCGCGAAAGGCUGGAUGCAGCGGAGUUGUCGCUGUCCGGGAUGUGUUUGACUUCGCUCGAUGCUGUCGUGCCUCUCCUGGCGAAGAUGCCGCGCUUGCGUUGCCUGAACGUGUCGCACAACGAGCUCCGUGACCUCCCAAUGGACCUGUCAUCACUGACCAAGCUGGAAGCACUCGACCUCAGCUCCAAUCCUCUUGGGGGGGUGCACCGCAUUCUGGACGGUCUGCAGUCGCUGCCGCGGCUCACCUCCGUCUCCGUGACCCUUCCAGCGCCGGCGGCGGAGGCGGAGGAGCAGCUGAUCAUGCGGCUUCCCGCCCUCACCUGCUUAAAUGGCACCGCCCUGGUUGAUCCGACAGAGGAGCUUGGGGAGAGCGGCGCUGUUGACCGUGACGCCGCUGCUGCCGUUGAGAUGGCGCCGGUGGACAGCGCGUACUGGAAGCCGACGGACUCGGCAGGCAUCGAGAGCCUCUUCGCCAAUGUCAGCCGCCAAGACGCCUCCGCGACGCAGGAGUUCUUUGAUUACAUGAACCGCGUCGUGCAGCACGUCACGUGUUUGACGGCGGCGGAAGACGACGCGUUCGCGCAGGAGGGCGAAGUACUCAAGGCGCGGCGCCUCCUCUACGAGUUCUGCUUCGGCGAUGUCGUACGGAGCGCAUUCAAAGAUGGUCACGACGUUCUUGGCCGACAGCUGCAGACGCUGCUGCGCUACGAGUCGGCCAUGAUGGAUCAGUACGACAUGCACUGGCGCCGUAUACUGCGAGAUCGUGAUAGCAGGCUGGCGCACAUGAAGCGGGACAUGCAGGACGCGAUGGAAGACAUCCGCUCUCUCAUCGAGUGUUUUCCAGAAAGUGCGGCACAGGGGCCGUCGAUCGAAGGCGAAGACUCGAGACGCGAGAGGGAGGAGGCACCGGAUGGCACUGGUGCGGGUGUGCGUGCGUCGCUUGGAGCGACCCCACUGACGUGCACGGGGCACACCACCCACAUGGACGCGAGCCGUAUAGGCGCCUCUCCGCAGCCACUGCCGCCGGCUGGACUCGCACGACGAUCUCAGCAGCCGUCUUCAGAGUCCAAAGCGCUGAGGUCGAGCUUCACGAAGGUGCUGUCGUUGCGGCAGCUGAAGGAAAUCAUCGAAGACAUCUACACCUCCAAGGUCAAGUACGACGAAAAGUGCAAGCAGAGCCAGCUGCCGCGCGAAACUCUGGAGCAGCACAUGUACACCCACCUGAACCAAAAGUAUGGGCUGCGAGACAUUAUUCUCGAGUGGGCCACCGCCAUCGUGGAGGCCGUGAGGCGCUACGCGCCGGAGGAUAACGACGUGGCCGUGUUUGGCAAGAUAUUGCGCAACGAGAUCGAUGAGGAGUUCCGCUUCGUCCAGCAGCACGUGCGCCAGACGGUGAAGGAGCUGCUGCGCAAGCACAUCAAAGCGAAGCGGCCACUCAGCGGUGUGGUGGAACUGAGCAACGCACUCCAGAAGGUGAUGCGCGGGACGGUGGCCGAGGACGCGUGGAAGGAGGUGGUCAACUACAUGUACAACGCGGACGACUCUGCCCUCAUCACGGGCAUCAUCCAUGAUUACCUCCACUGUCAGUCCCUGCCACGGCUGCAGCGAGACGACAAAGAGGAUGUGAGGCUGUCGCCGAGGGCGGGGCACUCGCAGCUGCUGUGCAAGGACUUUGUGCGGUUGCUUCUAGACUUCCAGCUGGAUGGGCACGUGCGCUUCUUGGAGGGUUACGUGAAGAUAUUCCGGCGGCACGACAAAGACCAGAACGGGAUUGUGAACAGCUUCGAGUUCGCCUCCAUCGUGCGUGAGCUGGACCCGAGCAAGUCGGAGGAGGAGGUGGGGCUCAUGGUGGAGGAGAUCGAUCCACACGGGAGCCAGCUGAUAACCUUCUCUGAGAGUAUCACCUUCCUGAACGACGAACUGCUCAAGCUGUCCAAUGCCCAGAGCGGCACCCGCGGGUAG
Messenger RNA from Leishmania mexicana MHOM/GT/2001/U1103, 1992 nucleotides. RefSeq lists its product as hypothetical. The record is from RefSeq and is a predicted model, not a curated record. Bases 1 to 1992 code for a protein of 663 amino acids. Gene Ontology annotation, molecular function: calcium ion binding; protein binding. Lineage: Eukaryota; Euglenozoa; Kinetoplastea; Trypanosomatida; Trypanosomatidae. The transcript has a single exon. Gene Ontology annotation, cellular component: cytoplasm.